AUGCCUCUUUCCAAUAACGACAUUUCCUCCAAACUCGGCGCCUCGGCGAAAAAGUCCAUCUUCGAGCGACAGAAAGCAGAAGCGGAAGCAAAGAAGGCCCGAGAGAAAGCAGAGACAGCAGCUGUCCUUGAAGAUUUUGUGAAGAGUUUUGAAGACGAUGGGGACCAAAUACCGGGCUUUGCUUCAAAGCGAGGCCCGGGAGGCGAACACAGAGGGGGUGUUGGCGCCCCUGGGAGCAACUACGGUCCCUCCGGCCCUGGCAAGAGACACUUCACAAGUUCGGGCCUGAAGAGCGGUCCUGGCAGUCUGGGGCCGAGUCCCUCGUUGACAAAGAGUGGACCUGGUAGCUUGGGUCCUGCACCGGGAUUUGGAAGAAAGAGACACUAUGAUGAAUACUCAGGCCGGGAUCGGGAUCGAGAACGCGACAGAAGGGACAGGGUGUUUUCCUACAAUGAUGGCAGAGAUGCGGACAACAGGAGAGACAUCCCCGCUUUCGCUCAUGACGAGGAAGAGGAAGAUGCGCGGGACACAGAUGAUCUGAAAGCUGCCGCGAAACCCACCUUGCAUCUCGCCUCUCUUCCCCCCGAGACGUCUCCUGCGGUCGUCAAGGCGCUCUUCACUCCCUCUCCGUUGGUCGUCGAAGGUGUCCGCAUCCUUCCACCUGCGCCAGGCACAACCGCUGAAAGGAAAUCAAUCUCGGCAAUCGUCACACUCGCCGCCGAGACUCCAGCGGCAGAUAUUGAAACAAUGGUCUCGCACCUUCAGAAUAAAUACCUCGGAUUUGGGUUCAAUCUUUCCAUCUCUCGCCAUCUUUCUUCAGCAGCCUUGACCGGCAUCAACUCCCUCGGUAACAACACUCCGUCUGCGAGCUUGCACAAUCUUCCCUUUGGUGCAAAACCAAUGCCACAGCACACAUCCUUAUCCCGGGCCCCUCCACCAGGUCAGGCAGCUGGCGGUAACCGCUUUGGUCCUCCGGCUUCGUACACCUCAUCGACACCGUACGGUCCUCGAUCCACCAUGCCCCCAACACAAGUCACGGUACAAGUCCCAAGCGAUCUUCGACAACUCCGGCUAAUCCACAAAACCAUCGAAGCUCUUCUAACUUACGGUCCUGAAUUUGAAGCAUUGCUCAUGUCCCGGCCGCAAAUUCAACGUGACGAACAAUGGGCUUGGCUUUGGAACUCGAGAUCCACGGGCGGAGUGUAUUAUCGUUGGCGUCUAUGGGAGAUUCUGACCGAUUCUAAAUCGCGUCGCAGACAACGGUACACGGGAUACGGGAUGCGACAACCGCAAGGUGAUAUAUUGUUUGAGGGACAAUCAACCUGGAUCGCCCCCGAAGAGGACCUCAAGUUCGAGUACACCACUCGUCUCGAGGAAUUCAUUUCCGAUGACGACUAUAAUUCUUCGGACGAAGAAGGCAUCGAUGAUGACAACAGAGGAGGUGGAUUGGCCAGACGGUAUCACGAUCACCAAAAACUGACCAACAUCAGUGAGUCCAUGGACAACGAUGGCACUGGUUAUCUUAAUCCACUGGCGAAGACGAAACUCAUUCAUCUACUUAGCCGCCUGCCAGAAACCAAUGCUAGGCUACGCAGGGGUGAUGUUGCGAGAGUGACGGGAUUUGCUAUUGAGCACUCUGGGGCUGGGGCAGACGAGGUUGCAGAAUUAGUCACGAGGAACGUAGUCAGGCCGUUUUGUUACAGCGUCACGAGACCGAAACGAGAGACAGACGAGGAGAACGACCAUCAUGACGAGGAGAACGAUGAUGGUACGCCAAAACACCAGGGGGAGGGGGAGGCCCCCAGGUCUGAAAACCCAGACCAACCGCCUAGACCCAUGGAAAAGGAUACAACCCCGGCAUCACUAAUCGGUUUAUAUUUGAUAAGCGACAUUCUCUCAGCCUCCUCAACCUCGGGUGUGCGACAUGCAUGGCGCUACCGCUCACUGUUUCAGCAUCAACUUCUCGCUCAGAACGUCUUGCCUGCGUUGGGCAAAUUCCCACAAAAGCACGAAUGGGGCAAGCUCAAGGCCGAGAAGUGGAAGAGACAGGUACAAGUGGUCUUGGGGCUGUGGGAGGGGUGGUGCGUUUUUGAGGAAGCGAGGAUGAAAGAGAUGAUUGAGGGUUUCUUACACCCGCCCCUGAGUGAAGAAGAGAAAGCCAAGGCCCAGGCUGAGCAAUUGGCCGAAAGAGAGAAACAGAAAGAAAGAGACAGGGCUACCGGAAGUGUGAGCCGUUGGCGUAGCGUGGACGACGCCAGUGCUAACGGAGGCGUUCCGACCUCAGACAAAGUCGUGUCUACUGCUUCUGCCGACGCGAACCACGCAGCCAACGACGGUGACGUGGAAAUGAACAUGGACGGGACGCCCAUGAUUGAUGACGACGGAGAGGGAGUGCAGACCGAAGCUGACGAGCAGGACGUAGACGGGGACGAGGUUCUGACGGACGAGAACAUCGACGGCGUCCCAAUGGUGGACAGCAGCGAUGACGAACAGGACGUCCAGGAACCCAACCGGGAACGAGAGGAUGCUGGAGCCCCACCUCAACGGCAGGAAGAGCAAGACCGCGCCGCAAAGCAGCAGCAGUCUGUGGACGAAACCGAGGGCGGCAAGGCAAAGACAGUCUCAAACGCAAAUACGCAAGUAACACGCGAAGCAGCCCCAGAGGUGCGAGGACAAGGAGGUUCUUCUGGCCCGGCGGCAACAACAAAGUCGGCAGUAGCCGCGGGUCCAGCGAUUACCUUGGCGACGGCUUCUGCUCAAGGCCGCCGAGUCCGGCCGAAAGCCACGGAUUUCGACAUGUUUGAGUAG
This is a messenger RNA of Fonsecaea monophora, 2808 nucleotides long. RefSeq lists its product as hypothetical. NCBI's taxonomy places the organism in Eukaryota, Fungi, Ascomycota, Eurotiomycetes, Chaetothyriales, Herpotrichiellaceae. Bases 1 to 2808 code for a protein of 935 amino acids. Gene Ontology annotation, biological process: RNA processing. The record is from RefSeq and is a predicted model, not a curated record. Gene Ontology annotation, cellular component: nucleus. Gene Ontology annotation, molecular function: RNA binding. The transcript has a single exon.